CCGAGAGCGUGAUGACAUUUACACAGGUUGUCGGGCGUAGCUUUAGCUAUCCUACCCAACGUCUUUCAUAUGGCAUGGACACUCCCGUUACCAAAUUACCACCUGACCUCUUUCAACGAGUCUGUGCGCUGCUCAACAACAGACACAGGAACUGGAAAACUUCGGCAGGCGCGUUGGGCAAAGAUGUGGAGACCGUGGCCGUGUUGGACAGCGAUCGGGUCGCCAACCCGACCGAGCAACUGCUGCGAGAGUGGGCGAUGCUGGACGACAAGGUGACGGUCAGGGACUUCUUGGAGGUGCUCGCUGAACCCGUCUCUCCGGUUGACGGAUAUCAUUCAGACAGUGCUCGGCAGGGAAGAUACACACAGACGUUCUCGCUGUUCCUCGUUUACUUACUGACAUAAAUCGAUAAUUUAUGUAACAGAGAUCAUUCUCGAUGGUGAUUCGUUAUCUAAUUCAGGCACCACGUAAAAACACAUGUAUAGAGCCCGUCUGUAGCACUGAUCUCAAUUUGACGCCAGUAAUGAGAAAUCAGUGAUUCCUAGGUAGCCCUAGGAAACGAAGUAUUACAAACCAUUCAAGAUGACUGCCGUGAAUGAUUUUGGCGUCCAAAUCUUGCGUUUAUAGUCUUGCAGGUCAGUAAAUAGGUCGUGAUUGGCUAUCGGUAUUUAAACCUUUCGUGGCGCCUGAACUGGAUGGUUUGUGAAAAAGAAGGAAGAAAGCUACCUGGAAGGCACCAAUAGGACAACCAAUUUUUAUUUUUGAGUUACUAAUUUUUUGGGCAAUACUAAUCCUUCCAAACAGCUUUUUUUUUUUAAAAAACGGCGUAAAAACUGAGGCAUAAUCCACCAAUUUGGUUCCAAUAAUCGAGACACUGAUAUCGCAACUCUCUACAUAGUUCGUUUUCCAAUACUCGACUUGUGCUCCGUCUUAGGCUUCAGCUGUUUUUUCACUUCCUGACUUUGAGGUUGUAAGCGCAAUCGUAAGUCUGAUAGUUCCACAAAAGAUCAAGUAAGAUGCAAAAGAGCCAAACAUUACAAUAUUUCAAUUUAACUUAGACGCUUCCGGCCCACAAUCAGAGAUUGGUUUCCUAUACGAAGCCUGAGACGGAGACCAAGUUGAGUAUUGGAAAACGGCCAUAAACAUUCCUAAGUACGUCGUAAUAAGCUCCCUCAGUUGUCAGAAUAAAUGGCUGGUCUGGCGGUCCGCUCGUCCGAUACGAUUGUGAUAUAAACCGAUAGGCCUACCUACUGCUUGCUUUUGCCAUUAGCAGGUCUCUAUAAGGAGUUAUCACUGAGCAACUGACAUCCGUUUCGGUCCCAACCAUUCAUCAUACGCGACAGCUGGCCAACCAGAAAGGAAGUCAAGAAAUUAAUUGCAUGCUCCUUCGCUGCGCUCAUCCACAUGAAAAGUUGUUAAGGCUGAACGGAUCCCACAGAAGACAAUGAUGAAAUUCAAGGGGUUAUUACAAGGCGCGUGGGAAGGGGGGGGGGUUCACAGCGGAGCUGAAUGCUUCAACCAUUACGUUUGAGAGUAAAGGCGCAAAAAUUUAAAUACAAACUGGUUCAACCAAUGAGUAAACUAUUCUGGAGCUUUCAAUGUAAGAGCAUUGUAAAACAAAAACAUGAAAAUUGAGUGAUCAGAAAAUUCUGAAUCAUGUGGCCGUAAGAACCUGCGGGGCAUUAUGCCCAACUGAAUUGAAAACAUGAAACCAAUACAUCAAUGACGAUUGAUUAUUUUGUGCGCGGUAAUCUUCCAACCAAAUAAAACUAGCUCAUCCUUUCGAUUAACACAUUUAUUUUGUCGAAACGUUGAAUAAAACAAGUUAAUUCUCACCUGAACAGUUGCUUGUGGUUGUUUGUGAACGUCCAUACCCCCCCCAAAAGGGAAAAGUGGAACCGUAUACCUUAGCAAUGAGUAAUUGUUGCCCAAGGUUAGUAAAUGCUGGCCGUCAGUACAAAAUGAAAAAAAGAUUUCUAUAAGUUUUGAAAAUCUCAGGGGCAUUAUUAACACCAGUGUCUUGCCUGAAUUAUUCAAUCAUGACAAUUGAAACAAAAACGCAGCGGCAUUGUUGACAAAUUAAAUGGAAAAAAAUCUUCCAUCGUUGCCCUUUAAGCCAUACAGGGUGUCUUACCGGAAUCCUUCAACUGUAAAAACGAAAUAAAACUUGGAUGCAUUGUUAACACAAGUAUACAACUGAAAUUUCUUCCAUUGUGACCCUCUAAUCCCUCUUGGGUGUCUUUUCCAGAAUCCUUUAAUCACAGCAAAUCAAACAAAUCUCGGGCGCUUAAUUGACACCAGUGUUCCUCGGAAUCUGUCAUUGAUGAAAAGUGAAACAAAGCUCGAGUGCCUUAAUAACACAGGAGUCUUCCCGGAGUCAUUCUAUCUUGAAAAAUUAAUAAAAGUCAGGUACAUUAUUAACUCAGUGAACUCAAAGAUUCCCGCCGUGGUCUUUCAGGCCCUUCGGGGCCCGGGGGCUCUUCCGGGAAUCACUCAGUCAUGCAACAUAGAUCAAACUAGUUGUGUAAUAUAAAUGAACCCAACUAAUAUAGAAACUCCAGACUGCUUUGCAGUGUGGCUAAAAACAGGUUCAACACAACUAACAAUUUGAAGAGUAAUGUAACAUGCAGAGGUGGUAGCAAGUGGAAGUCAAGUCACAAGUCAUUUUGA
Messenger RNA from Acanthaster planci (crown-of-thorns starfish), 2670 nucleotides. RefSeq lists its product as uncharacterized. Lineage: Eukaryota; Metazoa; Echinodermata; Asteroidea; Valvatida; Acanthasteridae. The record is from RefSeq and is a predicted model, not a curated record.